Lytechinus pictus (painted urchin) is the source of this 4637-nucleotide messenger RNA. Its product is annotated as hepatocyte growth factor-regulated tyrosine kinase substrate-like. Gene Ontology annotation, cellular component: early endosome. Gene Ontology annotation, molecular function: metal ion binding; ubiquitin binding; phosphatidylinositol binding. Gene Ontology annotation, biological process: endocytic recycling; receptor internalization. The record is from RefSeq and is a predicted model, not a curated record. The transcript has 18 exons. The coding region runs from base 103 to 2592 and encodes 829 amino acids. Lineage: Eukaryota; Metazoa; Echinodermata; Echinoidea; Temnopleuroida; Toxopneustidae.
AGUUCACCCCGGAAGUACAAUAUACAAGUAGGUGCAUCAAGAUUCGGGGAAAAACCAAUUCUAUCCAAGUAGAAAAACAAGUUAUAUUACAGAAAAUCAGCCAUGUUUGGAUCAUCUGCUAAAGGCACCUUUGAUCGGAAUGUUGAUAAAGCAGCAAGUCAGCUUUUGUUAGAGCCAGAUUGGGAAGCGACGCUCCAGAUAUGUGAUGCUAUCAGACAAAAAGAUGUCACUCCCAAGUAUGCCUUGGGUAUGAUCAGGAAGAAGUUAUAUGACAAGAAUCCAAGGGUCACCCUCUAUGCUCUACAGGUUUUGGAGUCAUGUGUGAAGAAUUGUGGAACAGGGAUUCAUGAAGAGGUCGCGACCCCUCAGUUUAUGGAUGACAUCAAGGAACUAGUUCUGUCAAGCAAUGAAGCAGUGAAAAGCAAGACUUUAGAACUGAUCCAGGCCUGGGCCCAAGCCUUUAGGAAUGAACCAAGCCUGAAGAUAGUCUGCGAUACCUGCAGCCAGCUCAAAGGAGAAGGACAUUCAUUCCCUCAGCUGAAAGAGAGUGAUGCUAUGUUUGUGGCUGAAAAGGCCCCAGAUUGGGCAGAAGGGGAGAGAUGUUACACUUGUAGGACUGAGUUUGGCAUGCUACAGAGACAGCACCAUUGUCGUCAUUGUGGCCAAGUCUUCUGUAGCAAGUGCUCUUCUAAAAACGCCACCAUUCCUAAGUUUGGCAUUGAGAAACCUGUCAGGGUGUGUGACACCUGCCAUGAGAAGCUCCAAGGCAAGUCAAGUUCAAGCAAGUCCACAAGCUCAAGUGGUACCAAGGAGAAUGAUUUACCAGAUGAGUACCUGAAUAGUCCUCUAGCACAACAAUCUCAGCUUCCACCACAACGUAAUGAGGCUGAUCUUCAAGAAGAAGAGGAGCUUCAGUUAGCUAUGGCUCUCUCGCUGGAUGAAGCAGCAAAUAAACAUAUUAUCAAAGGAGGCAAAGCCACUACUUCAAGUACGACUGCUUCUGCUGUACCCGGCUCUGUAUACAACUCUAGCGUCUCAUCUGCUCCAGCCCCAGAGCCAGAAUUGGAUCCUGAGCUUGCCCGCUACCUGAACCGGUCAUACUGGGAGCAAAAGCAGCAGGAGAAUCGCAGUGCAAUGCCCUCAGCUCCGUCUGGUGGGGGCGACAUUGUCCCAGCAACAGCCCCACCCUUUUCACAGUCCACCUCAUCUUUGCCUCAGUAUUCUCAGAGUAAGACGUUUGAGGAGCAACAGAAUGGUGCCCCUGAACCAGAGAACCAGGAACUGAUCAACAACAUGUCAAGCAGCAUGGAUGUCCUGGUGAACCGCAUGAAGAGCGACUCAUCGCGCGGCCGGAGCAUCGCAAGCGAUACCACGGUCCAGGGAUUAUUCCAGGUCCUAUCCAGCAUGCAUCCUAGGCUGCUUAAAAUGCUACAGGAGAAGGAAGAAAAGAGAGCUCAAAUGGAGGCGCUGCAGGAUAAACUGGCUCAGAUUCGAGAUGCUCGCGAGGCUCUGGAUGCUCUCCGGGAAGAACAUCGUGAGAAGCUAAGACGAGAGGCAGAAGAGGCGGAGAGACUCCGUCAGAUUCAGAUGGCUCACAAGCUGGAGAUCAUGAGGAGAAAGAAACAGGAGAUGCUUCAGUUCCAGCAGCAGCAGGCUUUGCUGAAGAUGCAGGAACAAGAAAGAGAGAGACAGAUGUGGCUAGAACAACAGAAGCAACAACAGCAAAUGAGGCAGAUACAAUACACAGCUUAUGGCAUGGGUGGCAUGAAUCAACCUGGCAUGAUGCCGCAAGGUGGUAUGGCGCCCCCACCUGGUGGAAUGCAACACGCCCCUCCUGGCCAGUUUGUGCAGCAGCAGCAGUAUGGGUCCCCUUCCCAUGCCCCCUAUGGAAUGGCCCCACCCCAGGGGAGUUACCCCAAUGGUCCCCCCCCUCCUACCACCCAGAUGGACGCUGGCCAGCCAACCACCCAGGUGGGUUACAUCCAACCUCCUUCAGGCUACCAGGUACCGCUCCAACAACAGCAACAGCCCGCACCACCACCACAACAACAAAUGCCACCCCAACAGCAGCAGCAGCAACAACAAUUUCAGCAACCAAUGGCUGGUGGUGGAGGCUAUUCUUCUGGGCAAUAUGGUGCACCUCCCCAGCAGCAACAACAGCAGCAACAAACGCAGCCUCAACCUGGUAGCAUGAAUCAGAGCUUCGGGUCACCUCACUCAUCGCUUGACUAUCGGCAGCAGCAGCAGCCACCACCGCAGCAACAACAGCAACCACAAUACCAGCCACAAGCAGGCAACCCCUACAACAUGCAAGCUAUGGCCGGUGCUCUACCGCAAGGCCAGGUACCGCCACAAGCGCAAGUGCCACCACAAGGGCAGGUGCCACCACAAGGGCAAGUUCCACCACAAGGUCAAUAUGGAUCUCCAGCGCCACAGCAAUAUCAACCACAGGGCCAGCAACAGAUGAUGGGUGCAGGUGGCAUGCAGCAGAUGGUUCCCCCUGGUAUGCAACAACAACAGCAACCACCCCCUGGCAUGCAACAGCCCCCUCCUCAGCAGCAACGUGAGGACACAUUGAUUUCUUUCGAAUAAUAGUUCAAGGAAAUCUCAUCAGUUAUUUUGUGUAAGCAUUCUUAUUCAUCUUCGUUCUGAAGAAUAAUUGUACUCGUCUCAUGUUCGCUCUGUCCCUCUCAUUCUCUUUCUUUCCCUAUUUUUCUUCCCUUCUAUCUUGUUACAAAAAUGCCACUUGUACUGUGACAAAGAAAUCACUCAUAAUUCAUACUAUAUCCCUUCCAUUAAUACUCAUGAGUAUUCUGAAUUAUUGGUUGGUGAUAAUAGAUAACCUUUCGCUAUGUAAACUUCUGGUCUGGAAAAAAAUAUUAAAAACUAUUUAAAGCUCUCACCUUGUCUUGGGCAUGGUGCAACAGUUAGUUUUAUCUAGUGGGCAGCCCUUGCAAUGUAGCAGCAUAGAUACUGAUCAGGUUCGGCUGAGUGCAGUGGUGGAACAAAUUUGGUCCAGAAUGGGAAUGCUGACCAGCUAGGACAAGAUUACCAAAAUUUGUUGUUUAUACUUAAAGAAUGGAUAUAAAACAAUUUUUUUAAAAGUAUUAGUGGGAAUCAUUCAGUCCUUGGUUGGGCUGGCGAUAUUACUUGCCAGUCCAACUUCGGAUGAAUAAUUCCCCACUGUGCUUUCUCGAAGCCUGGUAUAUUUGUAUUUGAUUAAUCAUAAAUCUAUGGUAGACCAUGAACAUGUACCUGAUUAUAUUUUUUUGUCCAAAGCAGAGUUAUAUAUUUCAUCCAUUAUUAAUCCAUGAUUAUAUUUUGAUCUAUCCAAAGUAUAUAGCAUAUGUGUAUAUCAAGCAGAUUGCAGAGAGAAAAUAACCCAAUUAUACAUAAAAUGUGUAUUAAGUACAUGUAAGCAGUGGCAUUGUGAUGUUAUGUGUCAACAAUUGCUCACCCCCCCCCCAACUCUUUGUCCAAGUUGAAAGUUCUGUUUACAUUUUCAGAUUGAAAAAAAAGCUCAGUCUGUAAACCGAAAAGUGGUAUAAAUAUAUGAGUAGUAGUUUAUGAAUUAAAAUGUUACAUUCUCAUGUCCUGGUAUGGUAGUAAUGAUAAAUAUUUUUCGUAAGUGAAAAAUCUGAGCUAAUAUUUGGAAAUUGAAUCAUACUGUUUCCAUUUGAAUUAAUUUUACUACCUAGAAAUGAUGUAAACACAUGAGUUGAAGUCAAAGAAUCUAGAUAUCUCAAAUUGAUAUAUUCACAGGUAAUCCACAAUAUCUUCUAUAUACAUGUAAAUGAAAUUGACUGUCAACAUGUAGUGUAUAUGGCUUAGUCUAUGGUGUAGGAAUAUUUGCGCAUUUCACAAGGCACAGUAAUAUACUAGCAUGAAAAUAAAACGGUAUGCUUGUAGUGGCAAUGUUCAAGUGAAAGCGCUCUAUAAAUGCUGUAAAAUGUGGAUAUUUGCUAUUGUUUACCUGAUUGUUAUUUCUAAUUAUCUGCCAAAGUUGAAAAAUGGUUGGGUUUUGCUUGGCUAGGCACCAAAAUAAAUCAACUGUGUGAAAGUUUAUUUUACUUUUACGCUGCUAUAUACAUGUAUGAAGCAAGCUGACAUAAAUGGUUUAGUUUGGUAGAGACGUUUUUACCAGAUAUAUAGUUAAAAGUUUAAUUGUAGUAUGUAUAUGUGGGAUUAAGAAUAUCAAGCAUGAAGAAUUUAAAUUGAUAAGAUGGGUGAAAACCUAAAAUUGGUCUCUUUAUAUAGGGAGUGGAGUGGUUAACAAUAAGAUUAUUCAUCAAAUUUCUUGGAUAAAAAUAUACAAAGAUAGAUUUUAGAUAUAUUGGUUUAUAAAAUAACUUCAUGUUUUAACAUAUGUAUGUGUAAUGAAAUAUAUUGAUACUGUCAAAUAUAUUUUAAAUAAUCGCUAAUUUUUUUUUGUUCAAUCAGUGUAUAAUAAUAUCUAAUAUGUAACAUUGUCGAAUCCAGAGAUUCUAAACAAGUUGGAUGUUAUAUUGGUUAAAUAUAUUAAUGUGGACUAGUGUACAUGUAUUCUUGAAGCAUGUAGGGAUCAACUUGCAAUAUUAUCAUGUAAAUGACUCGUCAAGACAAGUAAAGGAAUAAAUAUGAGUCUUAAAAGAUAUAAA